UACGUGGCAUUGCCACAUCAGCACCACGUAGGAUCCUAGAGGGGAUGCGUCGACUUGGGACCUAGAUGAUACACUUUGACAAGUUUUAGGACCUGGAUAUGCAUUUUGAGAGUUUAGGGACCUAUAUGACACAACCCUACAAGUUUAAGACACAACCCUACAAGUUUAAGGACCGCUAAUGUACUUUACUCUAAUUAUAUUUUGCAACAGAGAGGGCAGGGCUGAGUACCAUCCUAAAGUUUUCAGCAGUCGAAGCAAAGUGCGGCCCGUCACAGCCCGUGGGCCGAACGGCCCAUGUCGUUGCUCGACGAAGACCGGUCAACUCCUCCUUGUACCCACCACUGACCACUGUCGCCAUUGUCGCCAAGAGCUUAGAGCUUCUUCUAUCCUCGAGCACAAGCACGGCUGCACGGCAAUGGCGAUCAUAAAUUAAGCCAAGCUCGUCGAGCUAGGUACGGGGUAGUAAGCAAGCAAGAUGAGGGGCGAUGGUGCUGGCAGUGGUAGCUACGAGUACUUGAGCUGCCAGAAAACCACCGGGAUGAUCUGGAACCUGACCUCCUCCUACACCGACAAGAGCAAUGAGGCAUCCAUGGUGUCCGCCUCCCUCAUCGUCUUCGCCCUCGCCGCCCUCUUCUUCAACCUCAACCUCUUCAGCGGCAUCUCCGACGUCGGCGCCAUCCUCGACCCCAAGGUCCGCGUCAUCCUCUCCAAGGCGCUCUCGCUCUUCCUCCCCGUCAUGUCCUACCUCUUCUCCGAGGCCAAGAACGCCGGUGCCGCCGCCUCCGCCGCCGGCGGUAGCACGGGCUCGCUCGAGCUCGAGCUCUCGCUGCGGGCGCGGCUGAUCCUCGUGUGGAUGCUCCUCGUCGAGCUGCUCCGCAAGAAGGUGGAGGAGAUUCGGAUGGAGGCAUGGCACGCCGGCACCGUCGAGCGCGCCGGCCGCGUCGCGUGGCUCGGCAGCCUCGUCUUCUUCAACCUCCGCGCCGCCGGCCGCAAGGCCGUGUUCGGCAUCCUGUGGACUCUCUGCGCCGCCAAGCUGGUGCAGCGGAUGACCUACACCGAGGUCGGCAAGCGCUCCUUCGCCUACGGCAAGAACGCCAAGCUCGUCAUCUCCUACAUGGCGCAGAUGCUUCAGAACGAUGCCGAGGUCGAGCUCGAGCACCACCCCCAUGGCUGCCAUGGCGGGGACGAGCUCUUGAGGAGAUGCAAGUAUUUGGUGAUGGGAGAAGAAGGCCUGGUGAUCGAACCGAUCAACUCCGGCUACAGGAUCACCGGCGACAUCGACGCCGUCACCACCGUCGGCAAGAUCUGGACCCUCGCCGAGAGCGACCAUCUCCUCGCGUCGCUCGACAUGGACCAUCGCCUCAGGAGGCUCUGCGUGUCGUUCGCGCUCUUCAAGCUGCUGCGCCGGAGCUUCGAGCGCCUGCCGCCGAUGACCGAGGCGGAGACCCGCCAUUGCCGGGACCUCCUCUUCAGAGGCCUGUACGCCGGCGCCGGAGACGGAGACGGAGGCGGAGCGGAGGCGUUGUUCGAGGUGAUGAGCGAUGAGGCCAACUUCGUGGCCGAGUACUACCACUCCGUCGUCCCCGUGGUGCUCGCGAGCCCCUUCUUCCUGCUCGCCAACUACGUCCUCCUCCCGCUCGUCGUGCUCGUGCUCUGCCUCGUCGUCGUCGUGCUCUGCGGCAACGGCGACGUGCUCUUCUCCCUCCGAAGCAUCGAGAGCGACAACUACACCAUGUCGUCCGGCGGCGUGGCGACCAUGGCGAGGUGCCUGCUGCGGGCCGUCGCGACGUCGCCGGCGGCGUUCUUCACAGCCAUCGACCUCUCCAUCACGUCGCUCCUCUUCCUCGUGCUCGUGUACGAGGAGGUGUGGGAGUUCGUCGUCUUCCUCCUCUCCAACUGGUUCAUGGUGUCGCUGCUGCACGCGUACGCGUCGUCGAACGCACGGUGGCGCGACAGCGCCGCGUUCCGGUGGGCGAUCCGGCGCAUCCUGUGGGCGCGGAGCAAGAUGCUGAGCCACCAUGGCCUCCGCUUCAAGCAGUUCUCCGUUCUGAGCUCUUGCCGGCUCUCGCUGACGCUGCCGGCCGCCGUGUCGCUCGCGCUGGCGAUCCUGCCCGCCGUGUCGGUGCCCUGCCAAGUGAAGCAAUCCAUCGCGGAGUACAUGGCCAAGUCGCUGUACGACGGCGGCGACGGAAUGUCCGCCGUCGCAGAGCACCCGGAGCUGUUGCCGUUCUGCGCGAGCGGCGGCGGCGGCGGCGGCGGCGUCGGCGUCGUGGAGGUCAUCCUGACAUGGCACAUCGCCACCGCCAUCCUGGAGGAGAAGUGCCCACCGGCGGCGUCCCAGAGCGACGACGCCAUCGUGGCGAGGACGCUGUCCAGGUACAUGGCCUACCUGGUGGCGUUCCACCCGGAGCUCCUCCCCGGCAACCAGGACAGCACGGAGCUCGUGUUCCAGGCCAUGAACGACGAGCUGAAGCAGGUGCUCGGCUUCUGGGGCUACCACCUCCGGCCAUUGCUAAUGCUAAUGCUGCGGCGCACCAGGAGGUUCGAGUGCGACAUGGUCGUCAUGGCCGGAGUCGCCGAGCGGCGGCCGGCGAGCAAGCAGCAGCAGCAGGAAAUGACGGUGUUGCAGAAGGGCGCGGCGCUGGGGCGCGCGCUGGUGGAGAAAGCGGGGAGGGAUGGUGCCGGCGGCGGGGUGUGGAAGGUGGUGGGCGAUGUGUGGGUAGAGCUCGCCGUGGAGGUGGCGCCGGCGAGCGACGAGGAGCGCGUGAUGGGGCACAGGAAGGUGUUGCCGGAGGGCGGCGAGUUCGUGACCGUGCUCUGGGCGCUCGCCGUGCACACCGGCAUAAGCCGCCGCCUGGCUGUCACGCUCACGCCGCCGGACACGAUGGAUCGUGUUUGAGUACCCAUUCUAAACAUUAGAGGGGACAUCUCGAGAGAAUUCGUUCUGAGCAUGUUAUCUAAAUAGUUAUGAUUUUAUAAAAAAGUUCAACAAGAUA
Molecule: messenger RNA, 2996 nt
Organism: Oryza sativa Japonica Group (Japanese rice)
Lineage: Eukaryota; Viridiplantae; Streptophyta; Magnoliopsida; Poales; Poaceae
Source: RefSeq, a predicted model, not a curated record